Penicillium angulare is the source of this 1308-nucleotide messenger RNA. RefSeq lists its product as uncharacterized. NCBI's taxonomy places the organism in Eukaryota, Fungi, Ascomycota, Eurotiomycetes, Eurotiales, Aspergillaceae. The transcript has a single exon. Bases 1 to 1308 code for a protein of 435 amino acids. The record is from RefSeq and is a predicted model, not a curated record.
AUGUCUCAACUUCAGCUGGAUAAUCCUAAUGGGCGUGCCCUGACUUGGAUCUUCGAUCACUGCCUCCGCUACCCCAGCUCUUAUGAAAUCCCAUUGCGCACCAUGUACACCAUCAACUGCAACCCCGCCAAGGGUACCAAUGCCAACCGUACCCCAGAGACCGCAUUCUCUCCCCGCGACUCAAUCUCCACUACAUCCACCAAAUCUAACAAAUCGUCUCACUCGGAGGACUCGAUCGACGCUGCUGCCGACUUUCGCUCCCAGCUAAUCCACCAAAUCUCCCGUCUUCCGUCCCAGCCAUGCUCGCUUCCACCUGCUUUCCUCUGUUCAUUCUUGCGUCGCUGCUUUACCGAACACCUUGAAAGCGUUGACUUCCCCCAGGCACUGACCGCUCUGGACUACCUGAAGGAUCUCGAGUGCCGUUGGAAGAAGGAGAUUGCCAAUGCCGUCCAGCGUCUCAACAUCGACCGUGAAGACGCUCAGGAUCCUCUUCACUCUGAGUUGGGCAUGAAGUACCCCGGCGUUAUGGCUUGGUUGCAGAACAUGAAUGCCAAGGCCCGCACCCUCGAGGCUCUCUACACCCAGGUCUACGUUGGUCUCCGUCGCUGGACUCUCAUUAACGACAUGCUUCUCGAGCCCCAGGGGAAGGCCAACCACAUUGCCAUGCUCAACACUCUCUUCCCGCCAGUCACGGAUAAAACCCCAACUCCCACCCCGCAGUUGACCCUUCGAAUCCUCAAGUCUCACCGCGACGGCUUCUUCCGAUACAUCAACGCCGUCAGCACUCAUGGCACCGGAGUCUUGGAUUCUUUCAUCUCGGCCGGUGCUCCCGAGGGCCACUCAAGCACCUGGCCUUUGCUUUACGAAUCUUUGGAGAAGUACUUGAAUCUCGCCAUGGAGAUGAUCGAAGAAUGCACUUACGUUAACGAGCCUGCCAAUCUGGAAAAUGCCGGACCCAACCGCUCCAAGACCCGCAAGGCCGACUCUGGCAUCAGCUUCGGAUCGUCUACCACGGACACCAGCGGCGCUGACUCCGAGAAGCCUCUCCCCCAUUUCCCUAUCCCCUCCCCAACCCAGACCAAGGCCACCGGCCUCGAGCGUCUGGUCGGUGAACUUCGCCGCAUUGGAUUCAACAACAAAUCCAAGAACUUGAAGAAAAUGAAGUCCACCACAGCAUUGAAUACUCGCCCUAGUAGCCAGGACAGCUACGCCGAAAGCUCCUUCUUUGAGAUUGAUGAACAGAAGCGCCGUCGCUUGAUUGGCGAGGCCACCAAACGCAAAACCCCCCAGGCCUCUCAGGCCCAGUAA